Loa loa (African eye worm) is the source of this 307-nucleotide messenger RNA. RefSeq lists its product as hypothetical. Gene Ontology annotation, cellular component: cytoplasm; plasma membrane. The annotation marks the transcript as partial. The transcript is spliced from 2 exons. The record is from RefSeq and is a predicted model, not a curated record. Gene Ontology annotation, biological process: transport. NCBI's taxonomy places the organism in Eukaryota, Metazoa, Nematoda, Chromadorea, Rhabditida, Onchocercidae.
AUGAAUAUAUCAUUGUUUAUACGUGAUAAUAAACAAACAGAAGAUGGUUAUUUCGUUCUAUUUCCUGAAUCAAACUAUCAAUUACUGUAUAAUGGUAAACCACCUGGAAACAUACAAUAUUUUGAAAAUGAUGAAAAAAUUCGCUCCGAAUCAUUUGUCACCGAUGAUAAUUCUGUCACAUAUAUGUCAUGUAGUUCUAUGGGGAAUAUUGAAUUGAAUGCAAAUGAUCGAGGUACAACAUUGGGUACUAAUAUGUAUAUGUCACCAGAAAAUUUACAGGUUUUAAUUUUCCCUUACCUUUUUCAAA